Messenger RNA from Pyrus x bretschneideri (Chinese white pear), 3186 nucleotides. Its product is annotated as receptor like protein 26-like. The coding region runs from base 1 to 3186 and encodes 1061 amino acids. Lineage: Eukaryota; Viridiplantae; Streptophyta; Magnoliopsida; Rosales; Rosaceae. The record is from RefSeq and is a predicted model, not a curated record. Gene Ontology annotation, molecular function: protein binding. The transcript has a single exon.
AUGACUGUUAAGUUGAUCCACCUCUGUGUUAAUGUCAUCCCAGUUCACAGCCAAUGUCUUCAAGAUGAGAAACUUGCAUUGCUCCAUUUCAAACAAAGCCUUGUAUUUGAUCCUUCCACUUCCUCUAAGCUCGUAUCGUGGAAUUCAAGCAUUGACUGCUGUUCUUGGGCUGGUCUUAGUUGCAGUGAUGGACAUAUCGUUGGUCUUGACAUCAGUGGUGAAUGUAUCUCAGGCAACAUUGGCAAUUCAAGCAGCCUCUUUGAUCUUCAACAUCUUCGAAGCCUCAAUUUGGCUGACAAUGAAGUUGGUUACGGCUCUCAAAUUCCAUCUGCAAUUGGAAAGCUUACCGAUUUGAGCUAUCUAAACUUGUCUAAUACUGCUUAUUCCGGGCAAAUUCCCAUUGAGAUCUCACAUUUGACAAGGUUGGAAAUUCUUGAUUUAUCUACCUUGUACUUUCCAGGAAAUCCUUCACUGAAUCUUGAGAGUCCGAAUUUGAAUGUGCUCAUUCGGAAGUUUUCUGAGCUUGUUGAACUUCAUCUAGAUGGCGUAAGGAUAUCAGAACAGGGGAGCAAUUGGUGCCAAGCGAUAUCGUCUUCACUCCCAAACUUGAGAGUGUUGAGCUUAUCAGCUUGUAAUCUUUCAGGCCCUAUUGAUAGUUCAUUACUGAAGCUUCAAUCACUCUCAGUUGUUCGGAUAGAGAACAAUAAUCUGUCUACUCAAGUUCCGGAAUUCUUCUCAAAGUUCAAAAAUUUGACUUCCUUGCUCCUCAUGAAUUCUGGAUUAUAUGGUACAUUUCCGGAGAAGAUCUUCCUCGUACCUACACUGCAGAGUAUUGACUUAUCUGGUAAUCCGCAGCUUCAAGGAUCCUUACCAGAAUUUCCGAAGGGUGGAUCUUUUCAAUCCCUGGUUCUCAAUGGGGCAAAUUUUUCAGGCCAGUUGCUUCCAAACUCUAUUGGCAACCUCAAACUGCUGUCCAACGUAGAAGUUUCAACUUGCAAUUUCAUUGGGUCAAUCCCGAGAUCAAUGGAAGACCUUACACAGUUGGUUUAUUUGGACUUGUCGAGAAACCAGUUCAACGGUUCAAUUCCAUCCUUCAGUAUGGCAAAGCAUCUGACCAUAAUAAAUCUUUCUUACAAUCAGCUAACAGGUCAGAUUAAUUCCUCUCACUGGGAAAACCUUACUAAUCUGGUGAACCUUGAUUUGCGACACAAUCUACUUGAUGGGACUAUUCCACCUUCUGUGUUUUCACUUCCCUUGCUGCAAAAGUUACAGCUUUCCGAAAAUCACUUCUCUGGUCAGUUGCCUGAAUUUGGAAAUAUUUCUACCCUAUACAACCUUGAAUUGAGCAGCAACAGUUUGGAAGGUCCUAUACCUGUAUCCAUCUUUAAUUUACGAGAGCUUAGAAUACUCUCACUUUCUUCAAACAACUUCACCGGCUCUUUCCUUCUUAAUGAUAUUCAGCAGCUGAAAAAUCUCUCAAGUCUUGAUCUUUCAUGCAAUAGCUUGUCUAUUAAUUACAAUCACACCAAUUCCUCUCAUUCUUCAUUUCCGAAAAUUACCACAUUGAAGUUAGCUUCUGGCAAUUUGAGAAGAUUCCCAGGUUUUUUGAGAAAUCAAUCAACAUUAAGCACUUUGGACCUAUCAGAUAACCAGAUUCAUGGUGAGAUACCCAACUGGAUUUGGAGAAUCAGUAAUCUUGUUCAACUAAAUCUUUCUUGCAACUCUCUGGUAACUCUACAAGGUCCUUUCCUCAAUCUUACUUCAACUUUGUCUAUGCUUGACCUUCAUUCCAACCAGCUUCAGGGACAAAUCCCAAUGCUUCCACAAUUGGCCACUUAUCUGGAUUACUCAAGAAAUAAUUUCAGCUCAAGCAUUCCAGUUAACAUUGGUGAUUUCCUUAUGUACACUAUGUUCUUCUCUUUUUCAAGAAACAAGUUAAAUGGAAGCAUUCCAGAAUCAAUGUGCAACAAACCAUAUCUUCAAGUUCUUGAUUUGUCUAAUAAUUCUCUAAGUGGCCCGAUUCCCCAGUGCUUGACUGCGAUGAGUUGGACACUGGCAGUACUUAAUUUAAGGGGAAACAAACUUUCUGGCACUCUUCCUGAUAAUUUUCCUCAGCCCUGCAGUCUACAAACUCUAGACCUCAAUGGCAAUGUGAUUGGUGGUCAGUUCCCAAAAUCUCUAGCCAAUUGCACAAUGUUAGAGGUGUUAAACCUGGGAAACAAUCAGAUAACAGAUGUCUUUCCGUGCUUACUGAAGAGCAUAUCCAGCUUGCGUGUACUUGUCUUGCGCUGCAACAAACUUUAUGAUCGCAUUGAAUGCCUCAAGACCAACAGUUCCUGGACAAAGCUUCAAAUUAUUGACAUAGCUCGCAAUAAUUUUAUUGGUGAAAUACCAGGAAGUUUUUUGAAAACAUGGCAAGCAAUGAUGGCUGAUGAAGACGGUGCCAUGUCAAGGAUUAAUCACCUCCGAUUUCAAGUUCUAGAGUUCGAGCAAGUGUACUAUCAGGAUGCUAUAACAGUUACCAGUAAAGGUCUGCAAAUGGAGUUGGUAAAGAUUCUAACUGUUUUCACCUUGAUUGACAUCUCAUGCAACAAGUUUAGUGGAUCAAUACCUGAGGAUAUGGGAGAGCUGAAAUCCCUCUAUGGCCUCAACUUGUCCAGUAAUGCUCUCACUGGGUCAAUCCCAUCGUCAUUAGGCAACCUACGACAACUUGAAUCGUUAGACCUUUCGGACAACAGAUUGAGCGGAACAAUUCCAUCAGAGUUUUCCAAACUUAAUUUCCUCUCAUUCCUGGAUCUCUCGAACAAUCAACUAGUCGGGAAGAUUCCAACCGGCACUCAGAUUCAGUCUUUUUCAGCAGAUUCCUUCGCAGGCAAUAAAGGAUUAUAUGGGCCACCGUUAUCGUCGCUAGGUAACGUAGAUGAGGGAUCAGCAAGGUUGUCACCAACAUUAGAAGGCAAACAUUCAAAUUCUGCGCACGGAAUUGAAUGGGAUCUGAUUGGUGCUGAAGUUGGAUUUAUUGUUGGCUUUGGAAUUGCUACUGGAUCACUUAUGUUUUGCAAGAGGUGGAGUAAAUGGUAUUAUAAAACUAUGUAUAAAAUGCUUGGUAAGAUAUUCCCUCAGCUGGAGGAAAGAUUUGGCCCUCAUCGAAGACAUGUUCACAUACACCAAAGCUGGACCGGUUGA